This is a messenger RNA of Andrographis paniculata, 3429 nucleotides long. RefSeq lists its product as uncharacterized. Bases 157 to 3180 code for a protein of 1007 amino acids. The transcript has 20 exons. Gene Ontology annotation, molecular function: RNA binding. Lineage: Eukaryota; Viridiplantae; Streptophyta; Magnoliopsida; Lamiales; Acanthaceae. The record is from RefSeq and is a predicted model, not a curated record.
AACAAACCAAACCCUAUAUAUACAAGACGACAAGACAAGACAAGAGUGUCGAGACCGAUCGAUCCUUCGCCGCGCCGCAGGAUCUCCGCCGUCUGGCCAGUCACUUUUGCGAGAGAGAGAUAGGGAGCGGUCACUAAUCAGUCGGGGCAGGCAGGCAUGGGGAAAAAGAAGAAUGAAGUGGCCGGCAGCGACAAACACCACAGUCCGUCGUCUACCAUAUUUGUUGCCAAUUUACCCUUCUCUUUCACCACUGAUCAGAUGGAAGGAACUUUCAGUGAGAUUGGACCAAUAAGAAGAUGCUUUAUGGUUACCAAAAAAGGAUCAAGUGAGCAUCGAGGGUUUGGCUAUGUUCAAUUUGCUGCCAUUGAAGAUGCUAAUCGUGCCAUUGAGUUGAAAAAUGGUUCAGCUGUUGGAGGUAGAAAGAUUGUCGUUAAACAUGCCAUGCAUCGUGCUCCUCUUGAACAGCGUCGAACAAAAGACAAUGAAGUUCAAUCUGGAGAAGCUGUCAAACUAGAGAGUAACAAUGACAAGGCUAUGCAAUUCAAAGCAAAAGUUCAAUCUGGAGAUGCUGUUAAACCCGAGAAUAACAAGGCUGUUACAGUGGCGGACAAAACUGACAAAGCUUCGCAAUUCCAAACAAAAGCUCAAUCUGGAGAUGCUGUUAAACCCAAGAAUAACAAGGCUGUUACAGUGGCAGGCAAAACUGACAAGGCUUCGCAAUUCCAUGCAAAAGGUGAGUCAAGUAAUGAGAGAAAAGCCGUUGCAGUUUCUAGUAUUCGUCCCGAGGAAGUGAAAAGUUCUGAAAAACAAAGGGUUGCUAAGACAGUCAUAUUAGGUGGUCUGGUUAAUGCUAAUAUGGCUGGGGAAAUCAAUUUCAAAGCGAGGGAAUUCGGGACUGUUUGCUCGUUUGUAUACCCUCUUCCAGAAGAAGAACUUAAGCGUCAUGGACUAGCAAGAGAUGGGUGCAAAAUAAAUGCUGCAUCAGUGCUCUUUGGAAGUAUAAAAGCAGCUCGUGAGUGUGUGGCAGCUUUACACCAGAAAGAGAUACAUGGAGGAUCUGUUUGGGCACGCCAGCUUGGGGGAGAGGGGUCUAAAACUCAGAAGUGGAAACUCAUUGUGAGAAAUCUUCCAUUUAAGGCCAAAGAAACCGAGAUAAAAGAUAUGUUUUCUGCUGCAGGAUUUGUAUGGGAUGUUUUUAUUCCUCGAAAACCUGAGACUGGGUUAUCCAAAGGAUAUGCAUUUGUUAAGUUCACAUCAAAACAAGAGGCAGAAACAGCUAUCCAGAAGUUCAAUGGGAAAAGUUUUGGUAAAAGACCAAUUGCUGUUGAUUGGGCUGUUCCAAAGAGAACUUAUAUUUCUGGCAAUGAUACUGUUGCUGCAGUAGACAAUGGGGCGUUUACAUUCACUCAAUCAAUAUGUGGAUUUACAGGAGAUGAAAAAGAUGGUGGAAGCCGUAGUGGAUCAGAGGAUAGUGAUGGGGAGCCAGUCCAAAAAUCACAAGUGCAUGGAAGUGAUAAUGUGGAUGAAGCUGAUUCAUCUGAGGAGAACACUAGCGACAUUGAAGUAGAUUUUGAGGAAGAGACUGAGAUAGCCAAAAAUGUAAUUAAGAAUUUGAUAUCAUCAUCUUCUAAACAUGCUUCUGGCAGCAAUGAUUUGGAAGCUGUGUCUGAGGAAAACAGUGAGGAUAAAUCAAUUUCAGUCGAAAAGAAACACAGUGUUCCAUCCAGCACCCUGGUGUCUACCACAAGUGAUGAUGGGGCUAAGCCAAAUCAAGAAGAUGAGUUGCAGAGAACAAUAUUUAUUAGCAAUCUUCCCUUUGAUAUCACUACAGAGGAAGUCAAAGAACGAUUUGCAGCUUUUGGUGAAGUGCAGUCCUUCAUACCAGUGCUUCACCAAGUCACAAAGCGUCCCAGAGGAACUGGUUUUCUCAAGUUCACAACAACAGAUGGUGCAGAUGCUGCAUUUUCCGCAGCCAACACUGUAGCCGGAUUGGGAAUAUUAAUUAAAGGCCGACACGUAAAGGUAUUGAAGGCAUUGGACAAGAAAACAGCUCAUGAUAAAGCAUCAGAGAAGGCUAAAAAGCAAGAGCACGAUAACCGCAAUCUUUACCUGGCAAAGGAGGGUCUUAUCUUGGAAGGGAUGCCUGCUGCAGCUGGAGUUUCUGAAAGUGAUAUGUCAAAACGCAAGAAGUUGCACGAAGAUAAGACAGCUAAACUUCGGUCUCCAAAUUUCCGUGUGUCAAGGACAAGACUCAUCAUGUACAAUGUGCCUAAAAGUAUGAAAGAAAAUAAUCUUAAAAAACUGUUUGUAGAUGCAAUCACCUCUCGAGCUACAAAGCAAAAGCCCACAAUUUUGCAGAUAAAGAUAUUGGAUGGUUCCAAAAAAGACAAAGAACGUGGAAAAAGCCGUCUGCGUGGAGUAGCAUUUAUAGAGUUCACCGAACAUCAACAUGCCCUUGUCGCCCUAAGAGUUCUUAAUAACAAUCCUGAUACUUUUGGUUCUGAACAUCGUCCGAUUGUGGAGUUUGCUUUAGACAAUGUCCAGAAGCUAAAGCUUAGGCAAGAAAGGAUUCAAUCUCAGCAACUGGCUCUUCAUAACAAUACUCGAAAUGAUGAUUCAAACAUGGCGGUUUCUAAUGCUGAAAAGAAGUCUAGAAAACGCAAGUUUAAAGAUGUUGACAUGCCGUCAGUAGGUGACAAACUUGCCUCAGUUGUUGAAGCCGAAGACAGUUGUACAAAGAAGCAAAAUUCCCAUUCUCAGAAAAAUUCAAACAAGCAGUUGUCAAAGUCAAAGAAAAAGCAGCAAAAGCUAUUUGACGAGGAGUCGAGGCAUGAGCAGAAAGGAAGGUGGGCAAUGGGUCAGGAGAACACCAGACGAACAACUAUGGAAGGCACUCACACUCACAGUGUUGCUAGUAGACGUGAAGACGGAAAAGAUGAAAUGCAAAGAAAAAGAAAGAAUGUCUUCAGCAAUGAAUCUGAAAAGGUUUUUGACGACGAACAGAGGCAGCAGAGGAAGCAUCGAAGAAAGAAGAUGGAGCCAGUGGGAAGAGAUGUAGUGGAUAAGCUCGAUGUUUUGAUUGAAAAAUACCGAUCGAAAUUUUCCGGGAGUGAAUCGGGUAUUGGUAAUGGUAAUGGUAAGCAAGGGUCGAACAAGCUCAAACGAUGGUUUGCUUCCUAAGUUGAAAUUAGGAGGAGGAGGCUUGAUUUGAUGAAAACAUUAGAGAAAAUUUUGAUGAUUGUGUCAUGUCACCUGCAGCAGCAGCAGCCAGCUUAGAAUUAUUAUAUCGAAAAUUCAUUCUGAAACUGAAAGCAAACACCGUCUGUACGUGCAAGUAAUAUUUACAUUUUUGGGAUGUUGUGUUACUCUGUGUUGUCUUGUGUGUUCUUAUUGUGAAUGGAAAUACGAUUCGAUUGAAGGUUUACAAUA